CUCAGUUCCGGCUAGGAAACCUCUAUCAACGAAGAGAAGAAGCUUUCAAUCAAGAAAAAAUGGUGGCUUCUAAUGUGAAAUCAGAGACCAUUGGUCUGAUGGAGAAGAGGAGCGCUAUUGAGGCCCAGAUGGAUGCCAUCAUUUCCCGCCUUUCUCAGCCUGGCGCUCCUGGACUCUCUGGAAAUCUCGUUGACUCUGAGGGGUUUCCUCGAUCAGAUAUUGACAUUCCAGUUAUUCUGUCCGAGAGGCGUCGGCUUACUGAGCUGAGGAAUGACCACACGGAGAUCACAGAAAAGAUCAAUCGGAACAUUCAAGUUUUACAUUCUGUGAAGCCUGCUUCCAGCUUGUCACUUUCUAGGGAUGCAGGGAAUACAGAGGGAUCAAAUGUCACUGUUGCAUCCCCAACCUCAAAUGGUAUUUCUCAGAGCAACUCUUCCACUACCAUGGACGUAGAUGCGAAUGUUAGUAUACCUUUCGCCCUGGUUGAUGAAAUAGUAAAUGCAUCGCCAGCAGCAGACGAUGGAUUACAACUUGGUGAUCAAGUUCUUAAAUUCGGGAACGUCGAGGCUGGUGAUGAUCUGUUGCAUAAGCUAGCCUUUGAAGCCCAGAGUAAUCAAGGUCGUCCAAUACCUGUUGUAGUUAUGAGGCAUGGAUCUACACACAAUUUGACUGUGACGCCCAGAUCAUGGCAAGGCCGGGGCCUUCUUGGAUGCCAUUUUCGGAUGUUGUAGCUCUCUGGCCACAAUCUCAGCCUGUCCUGACGGUUGUUGAUAUAACGGUAGUCACUUCUUCUUUGCUGUUCUACAGGUCCCAUGUGAUACAUGUUUGACAAAUUUAUCUUAAUGUGUCUGGAUUUACAAUCCACCCUUCCCCCUUCUGCUGUCAUUUUGCCUGGAAACUCUAUAGAUUGAAUGAAUAGGAUAAGUUGAACUUUAUGCCACCUUUGGAUGUUAAAAUAUUAGUCAAAUUACAACUUUGGGUUAGAAUUUA
Molecule: messenger RNA, 990 nt
Organism: Cucurbita maxima (winter squash)
Lineage: Eukaryota; Viridiplantae; Streptophyta; Magnoliopsida; Cucurbitales; Cucurbitaceae
Product: 26S proteasome non-ATPase regulatory subunit 9-like
Exons: 5
Coding region: 60-731 (223 amino acids)
Biological process (GO): proteasome regulatory particle assembly
Cellular component (GO): nucleus; cytoplasm
Molecular function (GO): protein binding
Source: RefSeq, a predicted model, not a curated record